UCACAGAUUUAAAAUUAUCCAUAAAAAUGCAGUUUUCUAAAGAUAAAGAUGCAUGCCUCUGUCCUUCAAUAUCUCAUCCGUGUUAUCUGCCAUCCGUGUCCUCGUCCCAUUCAUUCGUCAAGAAUGUUUGUUCAAAAUAUUACCAAGAGAUCGGAGCGGAGAUGAUUAGCAACCAGUUGAUUAUUAGAUUGGAAAAGGAUAAAAAUAAAUCAAGAAAGAAACGAAGCAAUUGGGAUCCACCUUGCGACUGCGUCGAAAUUCAAAGGCCAACGAGUAAAUCAGGCCCUAAAAUAAUCAACGCAGAUUAUGAUGAUCGCAUUGUAUUUCGUGUCCAUUCGGCUUAUCGUCUCUCCGGAAAGGAAGAUCCUUACAAAUCGCAAACUCUCGCUUAUAAAAUUGGAUCAUGCAAAGAUGGACAGCUGGAUAACCACCAAUGCAAAACCAUCACUGUCUAUCCUCAAUAUAGCACGGAAACGCAGGAAGUGUACAGCGAUCAUAUAAGAGAAGGAAAUCAGGAUAUCUUCUUAUUAAGAAUUAAAAAGAAAGCAGAAUACUCCGAACAAAAAAACAGAAACAUCGAACUUGAACUUAGAACACCUAAACCACCGCCAAUAUCAUCACCUGACUCUGCAUCUGUUACUUUACCGCAAAGUGAUGUCGCCGAUAUAGAAGAUGUAGAAAAGGAAAAGGAAUCAGACGUUGUGAAAACGGAAAAUGCAGAGCAGCCAACAAAUGUAAAUGAAAGAAAAAAGAAACAAAAGAGGAAAAGAAAAUAAUUAUCUUCAGCUUAAAAAAUAAAGAAGAAAAUGCAACAUUAAACUAAUGGAUGUAAAUAGAUGUAACCUGAACAUUUUCCCGAAAAAUUUGAAGAACAUAAAUACUAGGACUUUGGAGAUCGGUAGCUAUUGACGAUAUUUGGAAGAAAGGACUGGGACUUCGUUCACUAUACAGAUGGAAUCAUCAGUGAAAUACACAUUACAUGCUAAAUAC
Monomorium pharaonis (pharaoh ant) is the source of this 990-nucleotide messenger RNA. RefSeq lists its product as uncharacterized. The record is from RefSeq and is a predicted model, not a curated record. NCBI's taxonomy places the organism in Eukaryota, Metazoa, Arthropoda, Insecta, Hymenoptera, Formicidae. The transcript is spliced from 4 exons. The coding region runs from base 27 to 776 and encodes 249 amino acids.